Molecule: messenger RNA, 4113 nt
Organism: Beta vulgaris subsp. vulgaris (sugar beet)
Lineage: Eukaryota; Viridiplantae; Streptophyta; Magnoliopsida; Caryophyllales; Amaranthaceae
Exons: 1
Coding region: 1-4113 (1370 amino acids)
Molecular function (GO): nucleic acid binding; RNA-DNA hybrid ribonuclease activity
Source: RefSeq, a predicted model, not a curated record
AUGUCGCUAAAUUGUCGGGGCUUGAACUCCAGAGACGCUCCGAUAAUUCCAAACAUACUCUGGUUAACAGCUACAGUGCGUCCGAUGUUUUUGUGUUUGCAAGAAACAAAAUCUAUUGUUCAGCAUGUACAGGGUUUACUUCGUAGUACUAGGCCAACUACUGUAGUUGGGGUGGACGCUGUAGGUUCUAGCGGAGGCGUGGUUGUUUUUUGUUGGGCGCCUUUUGAUGUUGUUGUACUUAGUUCUAUGUGUAAUUAUGUUUUUUGUAAAAUCUCAGCUAAUAAUGGAAUGAACUGGUACGUUUUGUUCUUGUAUGGAGAACCAAGUCAUCAGCUAUGGCAAAACCUAUGGGAUCACCUCCUUCAAUUAUUAUCCCCUUAUCCAGAUUUCCUCAUUAUUGGGGACAUCAACCAACUUGACCAUUAUGAAGACAAAUUAGGAGGGGCUACUAUUAUUCGAGGGUGGGAGGAGUUUAAUAAUUGGAAACAUGACCUUCAUUUACAGGAUGUGCCUUUUGUUGGGCCUCGGUUUACUUGGACUAAUAACAUGGAUGACUCAGAGUUAAUUAUGGAACGUCUUGAUCGUGCUUAUGCAUCACCAGAAUGGUUGGACAAAUACCCACUAAGCUAUGUCAAACACUUUCCGAUUCUCCAUUCGGACCACUCAGCAAUAUUUUAUCAAACAGAGCCACCCCAACUUCUGAGAAAGCGACCCUAUCAGUUCGAAAACUGGUGCCUUGGGCAUCCAGACAUAACUAGCUUAAUACAGUCUGUCUGGCGAAUGCCCAUUGUGGGUUCUACCAUGUAUUGUUUCACCAAACAUCUCUCGUUACUCCGACGGCAGCUUAAACGUUGGUGUUUGGAUCAUAAGGUGAUUUGGGGUAUUGAUUGGAAGGAGCUUUCUGUUCAGUUAUCUGCCUCUGCUGCUAAUAUUGAUACUCUUCCUUUAGGAAAUGCGUUCAUAAGCCAACGCCAGCAACUCUUAAACAACGCUUCGCUGGCCCACUCCUAUUGGUCUCAACGCUCUAAAGAUAAGUUCAUUCAGGAUGGUGCAUUACCUACCAAAUUUUUCUUUAACAAAAUGAAACAGAAACAACGGGCUACCUAUAUCUAUCUCCUAAAAAAUGUGGAAGGUGAAUGGACGGAUGAUGUUAAUGUCAUUUUCGAUAUUAUCCUUAAUCACUUCAAAACUGCCUACGCUACUACUUCCACCACAACGACCAAUGAUCCGGAUUAUGAGCAAAAUAUUGAUCUACUAUUCCGGGAAAUGAAUCUUCCGCACCUUUCUAAUAGCCAACAACGACAACUUCUUCUUCCUUUUUCAGAAGCAGAGAUUCAGGAGGCAAUGUUUGGCAUUGGGAAUGCCAAGUCCCCUGGGUUAGAUGGUUCCACAGCUGAAUUUUUUAAAACUCACUGGGAUCUACUAGGGUUGCCUGUGUUUCAAGCUGUUAAUCGCUUCCUCACUACGGGAUUUAUUCUACGUGAAUGGAACCAAACGCUCAUUGUCUUGUUACCUAAAAAUUCCAAUCCUGAAGAGGUUGCUCAUUUUCGGCCAAUUAGCCUAUGUAACACGAUCUACAAAUGUGCGUCCAAAUGUUUAGUGAAUCGGCUAAGACCAUUGCUUCCCGAUCUAAUCAGCGAAUAUCAAAGUGCCUUCAUUCCGGGACGGCAUAUGGAGGACAAUAUCUUGAUCAGUCAUGAAAUGACUCAUGUUAUCAAUAAACAUCGGCGUGGCAAUGUUCAUCUUGCUGCCCUAAAAAUUGAUAUGACUAAAGCAUAUGAUCGUGUUAAUUGGAUUUUUCUUUUAAAAGUUCUCAAGGUUUACGGGUUCCCUGAUCCUUGGAUAAGGUUGAUUCAUCAAUGUAUUUCCACUGUCACAUAUCGUAUCCUUAUCAAUGGGAAUGUAUCUGAACCGUUCGUUCCUACAUGUGGACUUCGGCAGGGUGAUCCUAUUUCCCCUUACUUGUUUCUGUUCUGUAUGGAUAUUCUGUCUCGCAUGUUAACACUUGCUACGGAUAUUCGGCGCUUUGACGGAAUUAAAGCACACAGGUACGCACCUUCUAUUUCUCAUCUUUUUUUUGCUGAUGAUGCUGUUCUGUUCUUCAAAGCUUCUGUUACUUCUUGUACGGCAAUAUCCAAGCUCCUGGCUCGGUUUUGUAAUAUUUCGGGGCAAAUGAUAAGCUUGCGCAAGUCCUAUGUUAAAUUCAGCCCAAAUCUGUCUGAGACCAUGAUCGACACCUAUAAGAGCAUUCUGCAUUUGGAUGCUAAAUGUUCUUUGGGAUCAUAUCUUGGGGCACCAGUAGACAUUCAGGGGAAAAAGUCUCAGCAUUUUCAUUACCUACUGGAUAGCAUAGCUCACAGGAUUACUGCAUGGAGUCAUUCUCCAAUUUCCCAAUCUGGGAAGAUAAUACUUAUCAACUCUGUCUUAAUUGCGUCAAUUGCUCACAUUCUAUCCAUCUUCUUGCUACCGGUAACCAUUGCUCACAAGGUAGAUGCCAUGAUAGCUAGGUUCUUCUGGACUAGUAAUUCCGGUAAAGGGAUUGCCUGGAGACGGCAGGAAUUUUUGCAUAAGCCAAAAGGCACUGGGGGACUCGGUUUACGUAGUAUUAUGGUUCAUAACCGUGCCUUAUUGAUUAAUAAGGUCUGGCGGAUCCAUCGAAAUUCUGAUCUCCUUAUCAGCAAGGUUUUUGCAUCCGGUUCCCAUUCCACUUCGCCAACUCUUUGUAACCUUCGUCCUUUACGAGGUCAAAGCUCUUGGGGGGCGCGGAGUCUAUAUCAGGCUGAAAAGGUUCUUCUUACUAACUAUGCUUGGAAGAUUGGUUGUAACUCUUCCCUUCGUGCUGGUAAUAACCGCUGGGUUAAUGGUACGGUGCCGGAAUUCCGCGAUCAAAUCAACCUUCAUACUGCGGCUACGGUCACUAUCGGUUCUCUCAUGUUACCUCAUAAACAAGGUUGGAAUAUUUCCCGAUUAGCCUCUCUCUUUACUACUCCAACGGUUCGUGCUAUUAGACGAUUAGAGUUGCCCCAAAUCGAUACUCCUUCCGAUAUUCCUUUUUGGCCUCUUACAACCUCUGGCAGAUAUACAACAAAAUCUGGUUACUAUCUUUUAUCUCGACAAACUGACAUCUGUAGCAUGACACCCCCUCUGGUUUCGAAAGUUUUUCGCAUUCUAUGGGGUUUGCGCAUCAUGCCUAAAUGGAAAAUUUUCUUAUGGAAGCUGUGGCACAACAGUUUAGCUACGACUGCUAAUCUUGAGGCUCGCGGUAUAUCCAUUUCGGGUGAUUGUCCAAGCUGUGCUUUGGAACCUGAAACUUGCCAACAUCUCUUCAGAUUGUGUCCUUUGGCUACUUUGGCUUGGCAGACAAGCCAGCUGGGUAUCAUUUCCAACUCAGUUCCGUAUGGUUCCUUCCAGGAUUGGCUUAUUACAUGGAUAUUAUACUUUUACAGUCUGGAUGGCUACUCUGGGGAACGUUUACCUAAAUUUAUUGCCACAUUAUGGACUAUCUGGCAAUGUCGGAAUAAUUUUGUUUUCAACAAUAUCAUCCCUGAUGGUGAUAUCCUACACACCAUGCUGCAACAAGUUCUGCACCAACAUAUAACCUUUCUUGCCAGACCUUUCACAUGUUCUAAGACUCUGGCAGAAGGUCCAGGGCCACCGGGAUUCCUCAUGGCGCAUUUUGGGUCUUCUUUUUCCGGAGUUCCUCAACUACAUAUCCAAGUAGAUGGUUCUUGGACUAAUAAUUCUCCUUUAGCAGGUAUAGCCUGGGUGGCUCAGACUGUUCAUAAUCAGACUCAGGAAGGGCAAGGCAUUUGCAUCCAUGCUGAUUCUGCACUGCUUACGGAAGCUAUGGCUUGUUUGGAGGCCUUAAUUUGGGCACAUGGCAAGGGCUAUCAACGAGUUGCAGUUCAUACUGAUUCUGAGGUUGUUGUCCAAAGCUUACGUAAUCCACGGACACAGCCGAUAGCUAUUACAUGGACACUCAGUGACAUUCGUUUAAUUGGCCACAACUUUCAAUGGUGUCGGAUCAUGAAGGUCAAUCGCUCGCAGGUCCAGCUGGCACAUGAUCUGGCUAUUCGGGCCAGACAGGGACAACUUGCAAUUGUCCCUCUGUAA